Messenger RNA from Capsicum annuum, 699 nucleotides. RefSeq names its product protein kish. Lineage: Eukaryota; Viridiplantae; Streptophyta; Magnoliopsida; Solanales; Solanaceae. Gene Ontology annotation, biological process: protein secretion; intracellular transport. The record is from RefSeq and is a predicted model, not a curated record. The transcript is spliced from 5 exons. The coding region runs from base 234 to 446 and encodes 70 amino acids.
AUUAUUACCUCCCAAAUUUCCUUCUCACUUUUUUCCCAUCCAAAGCAAACGAAGAGGAUUCCUUUUCAAAUUUAUCUGAAAAUCUGAUUAGGAACUUAUGCUAUUGGUUUUCUGUUUUUUGAUAAUUGUGCUGUUCGGACAAGCUCUGUCACCUCUCACUUAGCGCAAUCAAUACGUAUCAGGGCUGGUGAUUUGGUUGAAGCAAAAGUCGAUUAGGACAGGAAAGUUCAGAUAUGUCAGCUCUGUUCAAUUUCCAUUCCUUUUUGACGGUGGUGCUAUUAUGGAUUUGUACAUGCACUUAUGUAAAGAUGCAUUUUCCGGCACUUCUUGAACAAAGAACUGGGUUUCGAGGCUUCUUUUGGAAGGCUGCUAGAAUAGGUGAGCGGUUGAGUCCUUGGAUGGCUGUGGGCUGCCUGACAAUGGGUGUUUCCAUAAUCUUCUUCUAAGCGAACAUUUACUUGAAACAAAAAAUUUACCUUGACCUGGGAGCUAAUUUUUCUGCUUCAACUUAUUUUUGCAUCAAAAUGCUUCUUUGAUCAAACUUGAACACUGAACCAUUGUGACACUACUUUGAUCUGGAACUAAGCUUUUUUAGGUAAGAUGGUCUUGUUUAUGAGGAGGAUCAUUGUUAACGACGCUGGCUUUUGUAACACACUCGAUAUCUUUAUCUGCUAGUGAAUCCAAUAGAUUUUGAUGCUA